This is a messenger RNA of Triticum urartu, 3211 nucleotides long. RefSeq names its product plasma membrane ATPase 1. Gene Ontology annotation, molecular function: ATP binding; ATP hydrolysis activity; P-type proton-exporting transporter activity. The record is from RefSeq and is a predicted model, not a curated record. Lineage: Eukaryota; Viridiplantae; Streptophyta; Magnoliopsida; Poales; Poaceae. Gene Ontology annotation, cellular component: membrane. Gene Ontology annotation, biological process: proton export across plasma membrane.
AGGGAAAGAAAGGCGCGAGGCGGAGGGAGGGAGGGAGAUCCCUGCCGCCGCCAUGGCCGAGAAGGAGGCCGGCAACCUCGAGGCCGUCCUCAAGGAGGUCGUCGACCUGGAGAACAUACCCCUGGAGGAGGUGUUCGACAACCUGAGAUGCAGCCGCGCCGGCCUCACCGCGGAGCAGGCGCAGCAGCGCCUCCAAAUCUUCGGCGCCAACAAGCUGGAGGAGAAGGAGGAGAGCAAGGUCCUCAAGUUCCUGGGCUUCAUGUGGAACCCGCUCUCCUGGGUCAUGGAGGCCGCCGCCAUCAUGGCCAUCGCGCUCGCCAACGGAGGGAAUAAGCCGCCGGACUGGCAGGACUUCAUCGGCAUCAUCACCCUGCUGGUUAUCAACUCCACCAUCAGUUUCAUCGAGGAGAACAAUGCCGGCAACGCCGCCGCCGCGCUCAUGGCCCGUCUCGCGCCCAAAGCCAAGAUUCUUCGCGAUGGCCGGUGGACCGAGGAAGACGCGGCCAUCCUUGUGCCAGGGGACGUCAUCAGCAUCAAGCUCGGAGACAUCAUACCUGCAGAUGCACGCCUCCUAGAGGGAGACCCUCUCAAGAUUGAUCAGUCUGCCCUCACUGGAGAAUCAUUGCCGGCCACCAAAGGCCCCGGUGAUGGCGUCUACUCCGGUUCGACCGUCAAGCAAGGUGAGAUCGAAGCCGUCGUGAUCGCCACCGGUGUUCACACCUUCUUCGGAAAGGCUGCGCACCUUGUUGACUCCACUAACCAAGUGGGCCAUUUUCAGAAGGUUCUGACGGCCAUUGGGAACUUCUGCAUUUGUUCGAUUGGUGUGGGAAUGUUCAUCGAGAUCAUUGUAAUGUAUCCUAUCCAGCACAGGGCGUACCGCCCUGGAAUUGACAACCUCUUGGUCCUUCUCAUUGGAGGCAUUCCCAUAGCCAUGCCGACAGUCUUAUCCGUGACUAUGGCUAUCGGGUCACAUCGAUUAUCUCAACAGGGAGCUAUCACAAAGAGAAUGACUGCAAUCGAGGAGAUGGCGGGCAUGGAUGUCCUUUGCAGUGACAAAACUGGGACUUUGACUCUCAAUAAGCUUACUGUGGACAAGAACCUUGUUGAGGUUUUCGAAAGAGGCAUCACUCAGGACCAAGUGAUUCUCAUGGCUGCUAGAGCGUCUCGAACAGAAAACCAAGAUGCUAUCGAUACUGCAAUUGUUGGGAUGCUAGCUGAUCCGAAAGAGGCACGUGCUGGUAUUCAAGAAGUUCAUUUUCUGCCAUUCAAUCCUACUGACAAGAGAACGGCGCUGACAUACAUUGACGCUGAUGGCAAAAUGCACCGUGUUAGUAAGGGUGCACCCGAGCAGAUUCUUCACCUCGCUCACAACACAUCGGAAAUAGAGCGGAGGGUCCAUGCUGUGAUUGACAAAUUUGCAGAGCGUGGACUUCGAUCGCUGGCUGUAGCGUAUCAGGAAGUACCAGAUGGGAGGAAAGAAAGCCCUGGUGGCCCAUGGCACUUUGCUGGUCUGAUGCCACUUUUUGAUCCUCCUAGACAUGACAGUGCUGAAACAAUCCGGAGGGCACUUAACCUUGGUGUUAAUGUCAAGAUGAUCACAGGUGAUCAGCUCGCCAUUGGAAAGGAAACAGGGCGUCGCCUGGGAAUGGGUACAAACAUGUAUCCUUCAUCUGCUCUGUUGGGGCAGAAAAAUUCAGACGAGUCCAUUUCUGCUUUACCAGUUGAUGAUCUCAUUGAGAAAGCUGAUGGUUUUGCUGGCGUCUUCCCUGAGCACAAGUAUGAGAUUGUGAAACGCCUGCAAGCACGAAAGCACAUCUGUGGAAUGACGGGUGAUGGAGUAAAUGAUGCUCCAGCUCUAAAGAAAGCAGAUAUUGGUAUUGCUGUUGCUGAUGCCACUGAUGCAGCCAGGAGUGCUUCAGAUAUUGUCCUCACAGAACCAGGCCUCAGCGUGAUCAUCAGUGCUGUGCUUACCAGUCGUGCAAUUUUCCAGCGUAUGAAGAACUACACUAUCUAUGCUGUCUCCAUCACAAUUCGUAUUGUGCUUGGAUUUAUGCUACUUGCCCUCAUCUGGAAGUUCGACUUUCCACCGUUCAUGGUCCUGAUCAUAGCGAUUCUAAAUGAUGGUACCAUCAUGACUAUAUCAAAGGAUCGGGUAAAACCAUCUCCACUACCCGACAGCUGGAAGCUGGCUGAGAUUUUCACAACUGGAGUUAUCCUUGGUGGAUACUUGGCAAUAAUGACGGUCAUCUUCUUCUGGGCUGCGUACAAGACAAACUUUUUCCCGAGAUUGUUUCAUGUCGAAAGCCUCGAGAAGACAGCUCAGGACGAUAUCCAAAAGCUCGCGGCUGCCAUUUACCUCCAAGUCAGCACCAUCAGCCAAGCUCUCAUCUUUGUCACCAGGUCACGCAGCUGGUCAUUUGCCGAGCGUCCUGGGUUUCUACUGGUCUUUGCAUUCUUCGUUGCGCAGCUGAUUGCUACACUGAUCGCGGUGUAUGCUGACUGGCCGUUCACUCAGAUCAAAGGCAUCGGGUGGGGCUGGGCUGGCGUCGUGUGGCUCUACAAUAUCAUCACAUACCUCCCGCUCGAUAUCAUCAAGUUCCUCAUCCGAUACACUCUGAGCGGCAAAGCAUGGGAUCUCGUCAUCGAUCAAAGGAUUGCGUUCACAAGGAAGAAAGACUUCGGCAAGGAGGAGAGGGAGCUCAAGUGGGCACACGCUCAGAGGACCCUCCAUGGGCUGCAGCCACCGGAUGCUAAGAUGUUCUCGGAGAAGGGGGGCUACAAUGAGCUGAAUCACAUGGCUGAAGAGGCCAAGAGGAGGGCCGAGAUUGCAAGGUUGAGGGAGCUUCAUACUGCUCAAAGGCAUGUGGAGUCCGUCGUCAAGCUGAAGGGUCUCGAUAUCGAGACGAUCCAGCAAUCCUACACGGUCUGAUGAUCUGAGCUGUCCAGGAGAAAAAAGGGGGAAAUCCCUAAUUUAUUGGUUACCGUCAUGAGUGAAGAGUGGAUCCUCUUCUUUGCUGUGAACUUUACUACUGUAAUCGUCCGCGUAGUACCUGAGACAUAUCUACUGUAGUUUAAGCUUGCCGGUUGGUGAUAUAGUUUCACGCCACCUAAGUAAUGGCGUGGCCGUUUUUUUCUUCUUCUUCGUUUUUUCUGUUUUCAGAUAGUAUGUAUAUUAUGUUUUUCUCUCUUCAUUUUAAGCUCGUUACCGACA